GCUUGGCGGCGCGAGAUGGCGCUAGACCUUCCAACAUUUCAUAAGCUCCUCCAUCGAACGUGGCACUCACUUCGAAUUCGACAUCAAAAAUAUUUCAAAGACAAGUCAAGCAAGCUAAUGCAUUCAGCCAAUCAGACUGGGAGGAUGGGCUCUAUGCUACGGCAUGUAUCAUUCAAGACAGCAGCACUUGGAUUUACCUCCCUUUUCAUAGCAGCCAUCAUCUUUAUUUACUACCCUUCAGAAAAGUCUGACCAAAAAGCUUCAUUAAGCAAGAUAUUUGCCAAGAAAGAAGACUCAUCUGAAGAUUUAUUCAAAGGAGCACAAGCCAUAGUAGAGGGGAAAGCAGACUCCAGUCAGGCGUGUAAACAGAUUGAUUUAGAAGCAAAGAUGAACUGGGAAGACCUAAAGAGUGAAGCAGUGAGCAAUGUUAAAUUAAUUCAGAAGAAAGGAUUCUUGGAUGUAUUUGAUAAUGCAGUUAUUUAUUAUAGAGAGGUUCUCCCACCUACAGAGCCUAUUAAAGGCAACCUUUUAUUUCUCCAUGGAAUGAAAUUUAAAUCAUUGACAUGGCAAGACUUGGGUACAUUAAACUACAUGGCUUGUCAUGGUUACAGGGCUGUUGCUAUUGACCUGCCAGGGUAUGGCGAAUCUAAGAAAGUUCAUGAAAGCAAUGACAAGUUCAUGGAAGAAUUGAUGAAGAAGUUGGACAUGAAGCAAGCAGUUAUCAUCAGUCCAUCGAUGAGUGGAUCUUUCUCCAUCCCAUUCCUCAAGUCAAAUGAAGCUGCCUUCAAAGCUUAUGUCCCAGUGGCUCCUGUUGGAACUUCCAAGAUUUCAGAUGAAGAAUAUAAUAAAAUUGAGGUACCUACCCUUAUUAUUUAUGGAGAAAAAGACGAGUCGCUUGGACUGGAAUCACUGAAGGCUCUGAAGAAUCUAAAGAACAAUGAGAUAGUUAUGUUGAAAGAUGCUGGUCACGCUGCUUACCUAGACAAACCACUUGAAUUUCAUCAUCACUUCUUGAAAUUCUGUGAUAAAUACCAUACUUAAGAUCUGUAUACACUGUUGCCAAUCAAAUGCUAGGUAGAAUACCUUGUAAUACUAAUAGAAGUUUUUUGUAGUUCAACAUCGCUUUUUCAGUUGUUUUUUUUCUUUGAAAUUAGUACUGUACUUAUGAAUAACACAAUAUAAGAAUCUGGUUUUCUUUGUACAUAAUAUGCAGAUGGAGAUAUCAAAAUAUACACAGUGAACCAAACCUUCAACAUGGCCUCAAAACAAUAAUAUAACAUGGAAUUCUGCCUAAGUCAACCUUCCAUAAGUCAAAUAAUUGCCUAAGUCAAAGUAUUUUUUUUCAACCAGAUUAUUCAAAAUGUGUUUUAUAUCCCUUAAGUACCAUAUAAUUUUCCCCAAGUCUAUCAGAUUGCUCUGGUCCCAGGAGAUUUGACCUAGAUAUAGUUACCUGUGUACAAUCAUAUAUUAUGUUGCUAAAAAUUCUGUCAGUCCUGACCCUAACUUUUUGUCUAAACUUGAACAUAAAGCGAUCUUUAAUGUUUCUUCUCUCCUAUGUCAGUCUGAAUUUUCUUUGAAAUAAAAGAAUGAUUUCAGUCUAAUGUAUAGAAGGCUGAAUGUCUCUUCUUUCUUUUAUCAAUAUUCACAAUGUAUUUUUUAUAUUCAAAGAUGAAUGAAAAUAGUCACAGUAAACACUGAUUUUAUGAGAAAGUCUGUAAAUUGAGGUUAAUUGUCAAUAGAAUUUCAGAUCUGGUAGAGUUAGAUUAACUGGGGUGGUAUUCUGAGGUCAUUUU
Lytechinus variegatus (green sea urchin) is the source of this 1793-nucleotide messenger RNA. RefSeq names its product protein ABHD14B-like. Gene Ontology annotation, cellular component: cytoplasm. The record is from RefSeq and is a predicted model, not a curated record. NCBI's taxonomy places the organism in Eukaryota, Metazoa, Echinodermata, Echinoidea, Temnopleuroida, Toxopneustidae. Bases 16 to 1041 code for a protein of 341 amino acids. The transcript has 6 exons.